CUCUGUCUCUCUCUCUCUGUGUCUCUCUCUCUCUGUCUCUCUCUCUCUGUGUCUCUCUCUCUGUCUCUCUCUCUCUCUCUGUCUCAAUAACGACCAUACCAGAGGCAGUAGCGUAGCCCAACUUGCAAUGCUUCCAUAAACGGUUUCAGCUCUGCCGAGCACGACGCACCGUGCACCGUGCUAGUUCAGGUUUUUCCCUCAGCAGGCCGACCUGGGCCGACAGCGCAACCACUAGCUCCCGUUUGCCUUGACACCAGCAAUAAACACGGGAGCGAUCGGGAGGGCUGGUGACGAUACAGGGAGAGAGUCCCCGAUUCCCCCCUCAUCCUCACGGAACGACCGCCGUGACAGUCGGAGGGGCCCGCUGCUGUGACACUACAAACUGCAGCCGUUAACCACCACACACACACUCGCAGACGCACACACCUGUUGAGAGGGCCCGAGGAGGGGGGGAGACCAACGAGCCGGCGUGGUGCAUCCUGGGACAUCUUUAUCCGCUCCUCCCCCGUCGAAAAAAAUAAAAAACAAUGGAAGGUGUUUGGGGAAGUGGUGCCAAAUAAACACCAAGCGGGUGGAUUGACUGAAGUUCACCUGACCUUUUUAUUUUGGAGACAAUUUGCGUUUGGAAUAAGAAAGAGGGGGAGAUAGAAGACCUCCAAACGAGGAACGGAGGAACAACUAUCGGAAAAUCGGAUCAAGCCACAAGACGGGGAAAGAAGCCACACUAAGCCAAUCAUCCGGUCGCUGCGUAUGCCUGAGCCCGCCGCGUUACUGCCGGCCAAUCACUGCCUGACGCCAUGGAGAUGGCCAUCGACUGACGCGGCCGCCUGCGAAUGCUAGGCCGGCAGGCGAGGUUGUGGCCCGCCUCGGUAUCCUGUGAUUGGCCGCUGAAUGGGACUGACGCCGAAUGGAGCCAAUGUCCAAUGAGCAGGACACCAACUCAUCAGAGGGAGAUGAGAAACGGUGGCCAGAUGGACCGAAGAGAAAGAGGAAGAACAGCCAGUGUUCGGUGAAGAGUAUGUCAGCCCUGAGCGCCUCGGUCCCAGGGUACAUCCCCAGCUACCUGGAGAAGGACGAGCCCUGCGUGGUGUGCGGGGACAAGGCCACAGGCUACCACUACCGCUGCAUCACCUGCGAGGGAUGCAAGGGCUUCUUCCGCCGGACCAUCCAGAAGAACCUCCACCCGGCCUACUCCUGCAAGUACGAGGCCUGCUGCGUCAUCGACAAGAUCACCCGCAACCAGUGCCAGCUGUGCCGCUUCAAGAAGUGCAUCGCCGUGGGCAUGGCCAUGGACCUGGUGCUGGACGACUCGAAGCGCGUGGCCAAGCGCCGCCUGAUCGAGGCCAACCGGGAGAAGAGGAAGAAGGAGGAGCUGGUGAAGACGCUGCAGAGCCGUCCCGAGCCCAGCGACGGCGAGUGGGACCUGAUCCACAUGGUGACGGAGGCCCAUCGCCACACCAACGCCCAGGGCGCCAGCUGGAAGCAGAAGCGCAAGUUCCUGCCGGAGGACAUCGGCCAGGGCCCCAUGGUGCCCACGCCGGACGGGGACAAGGUGGACCUGGAGGCCUUCAGCGAGUUCACCAAGAUCAUCACCCCCGCCAUCACCCGCGUGGUCGACUUCGCCAAGAAGCUGCCCAUGUUCUCCGAGCUGCCCUGCGAGGACCAGAUCAUCCUGCUGAAGGGCUGCUGCAUGGAGAUCAUGUCGCUGCGCGCCGCCGUGCGCUACGACCCCGAGAGCGAGACGCUGACGCUCAGCGGCGAGAUGGCGGUGAAGCGCGAGCAGCUGAAGAACGGCGGGCUGGGCGUGGUCUCGGACGCCAUCUUCGACCUGGGCAAGAGCCUGGCGCAGUUCAACCUGGACGACACGGAGGUGGCGCUGAUGCAGGCCGUGCUGCUCAUGAGCUCCGACCGCUCGGGCCUGACCAGCGUGGAGAAGAUCGAGCAGUGCCAGGAGACCUACCUGCUGGCCUUCGAGCACUACAUCAACAGCCGCAAGCACAGCAUCCCCCACUUCUGGCCCAAGCUGCUGAUGAAGGUGACGGACCUGCGCAUGAUCGGCGCGUGUCACGCCAGCCGCUUCCUCCACAUGAAGGUCGAGUGCCCCAACGAGCUCUUCCCGCCCCUCUUCCUGGAGGUGUUCGAGGACCAGGAGGUGUGACGGCGGAGACCACGACGGAGGAACCCCCCUCCCCUCCGAUCCGAUCCGAGGAGGAUUG
Messenger RNA from Gadus morhua (Atlantic cod), 2216 nucleotides. RefSeq names its product thyroid hormone receptor alpha. Bases 908 to 2158 code for a protein of 416 amino acids. The transcript is spliced from 9 exons. Gene Ontology annotation, molecular function: zinc ion binding; RNA polymerase II cis-regulatory region sequence-specific DNA binding; nuclear receptor activity. Gene Ontology annotation, cellular component: RNA polymerase II transcription regulator complex. NCBI's taxonomy places the organism in Eukaryota, Metazoa, Chordata, Actinopteri, Gadiformes, Gadidae. Gene Ontology annotation, biological process: thyroid hormone receptor signaling pathway; negative regulation of transcription by RNA polymerase II; cell differentiation. The record is from RefSeq and is a predicted model, not a curated record.